AUGAUAGAAGAUGACUCUGAAUAUUAUUAUGAUAAUGAUUUUAACAUAGAAGCUGUGGAAAAUUCAGUAGUUUUAUCUGAAACUUCUUGUUUACUAGAAACUAAUAAGUCUAGUAUUCAGCUCAUGCCCUAUCUUUCUACAACAUCUUUAAAAUAUAUUUUUGUUUUAGCCCAAAAACCUAAAAAGAAGUAUAAAUAUAAAGAGCCAUCAUUUACUCAUAAAUACUUUAAAAUGAUAGUUAAUAAAAAUGAUGAAGAUGACAAAAAAUAUGGCACAGAAUAUAAAAAUAUAGAAAGUUCAACAAGAAACCUUAUUACAUACCUUAGAGAUAGCUAUGAGAUCUUAGAUGACAAAAAUAUAAAAAAGCUACAAAAUUUCAAAAUUACUGAUUUUGUACAAAAAGUUCAUUCUUAUCCUCCCUACAUUCAAAAACAAUAUGAAGAAAUUAUACUAAAUUUCAAAAUUAAAGAUGUAAUAUUAGAAAAUAAAUAUGUUUCCUCUUCAUAUAGUGGUCAAGUCAUUGUGGAUGAGCUUCAUAAAUGUAUUAAAGCUUGGAAUCACAGAUGUAGAAGAAUUAAACGUCUCUCAUGUAUAGCUCAUACUCUUCAAUUAGUGAUUGGAAAGGGACUAAUACUAGCAGAAGUUCUAGUUAUACAUGCAAGGAG
Messenger RNA from Scutellospora calospora, 665 nucleotides. The record is from the annotation of a GenBank genome assembly. NCBI's taxonomy places the organism in Eukaryota, Fungi, Glomeromycota, Glomeromycetes, Diversisporales, Gigasporaceae.